Rhea pennata is the source of this 5144-nucleotide messenger RNA. It is a transcript of the gene TMEM132C, whose product is annotated as transmembrane protein 132C. NCBI's taxonomy places the organism in Eukaryota, Metazoa, Chordata, Aves, Rheiformes, Rheidae. The transcript has 9 exons. The record is from RefSeq and is a predicted model, not a curated record. The coding region runs from base 21 to 3320 and encodes 1099 amino acids.
CGCGUUGCCGUGUGCUCGGCAUGGCGGGGGCGGCCGGCGGCGGCGCGGCUGUCAGGCUGCUCCUCGGAGCGCUGCUCUGCAGAGUGACAGAGUGUCGAGGGAUCUUGGACAAUAUUCAGCGAUUUUCUUCAUUACCAACAUACCUACCUGUGAGCUAUCGGAUCUUCAGUGCUGAGACAUCUUUCUUUCUCAAAGAAGCCAACCAAGACUUUAUGCGAAAUUCCAGUUUGCAGUCUAGGGUGGAAUCGUUCUUCCCAUAUAAAGCCAAGAAGCCACCAAUAUUAAAUGCCAGUUAUGGACCUUUUUCUGUUGAACAAGUCGUGCCCCAGGAUCUAAUGUUAACUUCCAACUUCUUUGGACCUACCAACAAGUUUACUUAUAACUGGAAACUUAAGGCCUACAUAAUGAGUGACAAAAUUUAUCCCAGCAAGCCCAAAGUUCAGAUCCUGUUCUACAUUGUGGGCAGGGACUGGGAUGACUAUAGCACCACAGAGCGGCUGCCCUGCCUGCGGGUGUUUGCCUUUCGAGAGACACGGGAAGUCAGAGGCAGCUGCAGGCUGAAAGGGGACCUGGGGUUGUGUGUGGCAGAGCUGGAACUCCUGCCAAGCUGGUUUAACCCCCCAACGGUUGUUGCUGGCCGUAAGAAGGCACCAGAUCAGUUUGAAGGGAGCCCUGUGGAGCUUUACUACACUAUCCAGCUGGGAGAUGAGAAGGGGGAGUGUACCGCUGAGGAUUUAAGGAAGGGCAAUUCUAUCCGGCCAGGAAAAGAUGGCAUUGAUGAAACCAUGUCCCACUUGCAGAGGAUUGGAUCUGUCAGCCUGUAUCGAGGCCAGGAGACUUCUCAGCUUAUGGAGCUGCGGCUGGAUAGUAAUAUUGUCAUCUGGUUGCCCUCAAAGCCUGUCAAACAAGGAGAGGUUGUGAAUGUUUAUGUGACAGUCGCCAACAACUCUACGGUGGAUCAGUUCAUACUCAGGGCAAAGGUGAAGAAAGGUGUAAACAUUCUCGGUGCAAAGGCAAGUGACCCCCGGCAGUGGGAUGUGAAACAAGAAGUGGGGAAUGGUGGAAAGCAUUUGACCACAACAGUUGUUUGUCAGAGGAUAGCACCAAGUUCAAGGAACAGAAGUAACGGUUUAUUCCAUGAGGUCGUGCAGAUGAACUUUGAAAUAGCCAGUUUCAGCAGCCUUUCUGGAACGCAGCCCAUCACCUGGCAGGUGGAAUACCCUCGGAAGGGGACAACAGACAUAACUUUGUCUGAAAUCUUCAUCUGCCAAAAGGAUCUUGUUGGAAUUGUUCCACUGGCAAUGGACACGGAAAUUCUGAACACAGCAAUUCUCACAGGAAAAACUGUUGCCGUGCCCAUCAAAGUAGUCUCCAUUGAGGAGAACAGUGCUGUGACAGACAUCUCGGAAUCUGUUGAGUGCAAGUCCUCUGAUGAAGAUGUCAUCAAGGUUUCUGACAGGUGUGACUAUGUUUUUGUCAAUGGCAAAGAAAUGAAAGGCAAGGUGAAUGCACUUGUGAACUUCACGUAUCAGUAUCUGAGUGCUCCUCUGCAAAUCACAGUCUGGGUUCCACGCCUGCCUCUUCAGAUCGACAUUUCGGACACUGAACUGAGUCAAAUAAAAGGUUGGCGAGUCCCCGUUGUUUCCAACAAAAGACCCACCAGAGACAGUGAUGACGAGGAUGAAGAUGAACGGAAAGGACGAGGAUGCACUCUGCAGUACCAACAUGCCAUGGUGCGCGUCCUGACACAGUUUGUAGCUGAGGACUCCAGCCCUUGGGGUCAGCUGAACUACCUCCUCGGCUCAGACUGGCAGUUUGACAUUACAGACCUGGUAAUGGAUUUUAUGAAAGUGGAAGAGCCUCACAUUGCCAAGUUGCAGGAUGGCAGGAUUUUGAUCGGACGGGAAAUAGGAAUGACAACAAUGCAGGUUUUGUCUCCUCUGUCUGACUCCAUCCUGGCAGAGAAGACAGUGACUGUGCUGGAUGACAAAGUGACCAUAACAGACCUUGGAGUCCAACUGGUGGCUGGGCUUUCACUCUUUCUUCAGCCAAGCACAGCAAGUAGUCGAGCUAUUGUGGCUACAACAGUUGCCCAAGAGCUGCUUCAUACUCCUAAACAGGAAGCUGUGGUAAGCACCUGGAUUCAAUUCAGUGACAGCUCUGUUACUCCCCUGGAUAUUUAUGACUCCAAGGACUUCUCCCUUUCUGCUAUAUCAUUAGAUGAAUCUGUUGUCUCGAUCCAUCAGAAUGCUGCCUUAAAAUGGCCAGUUGUUACAGCAGAAGGUGAAGGUCAGGGCACAUUAAUCAAGGUAGAUAUGAUGAUUUCCGAAGCCUGCCAAAAGUCCAAGAGGAAAAGUGUCCUGGCUGUUGGGAAUGGCAACAUCAAAGUCAAGUUUGGCCAGAAUGAUGCUGACCUCGAUACAGGCGGAGAUUAUGAUGCUGAUGAAAUUGAAAACCGUGCUAGCGACCGGCGGCACAAGGUGUCAGAUCAGGAACGUUAUGGUCAGGAUGGACGACAUUAUGGUAGCUCUUCAGCAGAACGAGAGGAAAGCGCCAUCAGGAAAGUCAGUACUACAGCAAAAUCUGUAAUAAAAAAUAAAGUAAUUAAAAACAAUAGGCUAGAUGGCAGCAAACUGUCAGAUGAUAGUCAGCUGCAGAACAUUCCCAUAGACUUCACCAAUUUCCCUGCUCAAGUUGACCUCCCAAAAAGCAAUGCAGGCAUGGAGGAAAAUGACCUGGUACAGACACAUAGGGGCCUUAGUGAUCUGGAGAUCGGGAUGUAUGCACUGCUAGGGGUCUUCUGCCUGGCAAUUCUUGUCUUCCUAAUAAACUGUGCAACGUUUGCACUGAAGUACCGUCACAAGCAGGUUCUGGUGGAAGGACAGGCCACCAUGACCCAUUCUCAUGAUUGGGUCUGGCUAGGAAAUGAAGCAGAACUGCUGGAGAACGCAGGAGAUGUAUCACCUCAGCAGGAUGAGCACACAACUAUUAUCGACCGAGGGACAGGCUGCGAAGAGAGCAACCAGCUUCUGAAUGGCAGUGCUCAGAAGAACAUUCAGAGCCAGAUUCAUAGGUGUGCUGACUCAGGGGGCAAACUCGGAAAGGAACAGAAAUCUGAACCUUUACAUUCUCCAACAUCUAAACGGAAGCGGGUUAAAUUCACAACAUUCACUACCAUCCCACCUGACGAUGGUUGUCCUACUGUCAACUCGAUCCUAAGCAGCAAUGAUGAUGAUAUUAAGUGGGUGUGCCAGGAUAUGGACCUGGGGGACUCCAAAGAGAUACGAAAGUACAUGGAGAAGUUCAAAGACAAAGUGUAGCUCCUUGCUGGUUUUAUUGGUUUAACCACACCUUGAUGCCUUCAGUUCUACAGUAUAUAUUGGGACAGAAGAGGGGGAGGGGAAGGAAUCCACAGGAGAAGUGAUAAGGCAGUUUUUAUAAUCAGGGAAAGAAAUUUGCCAAACUGUCCAUGGUUUGUUUUUUGUUUCGUUUUUUAGCUUUGUUUUGUUUUUCCAGCAGAUAUUCUAUCAUUCAUGGAUUUAGGAAAUGGAAUAUAAAUAGCAGAAAGGAAUAAGAAAUUGGAGUGACCAGUAUGAUGAACUGGGCAAGGUGAGGUUGUGAAAAUUUAUUUGUGAAAAUUUAUUUUAUGGGUCAUCGUAAUCAUAAUGAUAAUAAUGUUUCAAAGUACCAAAAAUAUUUGUUAAAAAAAAGAACAUAAGAGAGCAUGAAAAGAAUAAACAGGAGACAAACAAUAACUUGUUUAUAUUUCUAAUAAAAGAUCAAGAUUGUGGACACAUGACCUGUAAGGAGACUUUUUAGAUUGUUACUUGAUUGUUUCUUUCUGUUCCUUCAUUUGAAGUGAAGACAUGUCCUUGUUAUUAAGUGUGUGUAGGAGGGAGAAAUUACCUGUUACUUUUAUUUUUACUUUCUAUUUGUCUUGCAAGGUGAUCCUGAAUCAUUUUCCACAUUGUAUUUUUCUUUUAAGGAUCUUUAAAAAACAGGAAAAUUUGCAAUUCAGUAAGUUUGCAGUGGACCAAGAAUAUUUUGUUUCUAAGUUAGCUAUAAAUAAUUUCCUGUAAUUUGAAGAGCUCAGAGGAUAAAUAUUAACUCAUAAUUUCUGUGUGGUGUCUCUUCUAAAAGUAUAAGCCUCAGUUGCUUCACACUAGCUAGAAAUAUGUUCUAUUUGGAAGAAGUGUUAAUUUUACUUGCAGGUUUGGUUUGUUUGUUUAGUUGUUUGUUCUAAAUUUCCACAACCAAAGUUCCCAUGUUUCACCAACGGAAGAAGGUGCUGUUUUAUGUUAGCAUUUAGAAGUAACAACUGAUGGGAAUGCCCCACUGGUACAUUUUAAAUAUACCUGGAACUGAGACCAUCAUGGGCCAAAUAUGUACAGCCUGGAUUUUAUUUUUUGCCAAUUCUAUGAAUUUAUAAUUUCAUUCUGUAGUUUUCUGCUUAUUCUAAUGUCACCAGCUCUAAUCAAGCUCUGAAAACUAGAAGAAGAAUGGACAGAAAGACAUUGAUUUCCCCCGAAUGUUUAUGUCCUUGUACUGGAAGAGCUGGCCUCUGGACACACUGUUUGAAGGGAGGGAAAUGUUACUGAACCAAGAUCAAGAAAUACUUGGAGCUAUUUUAUAGAUACUUUUGCCAUUGGACUAGCUCAGACUGAAAAUUCUAGAUUAGAUUGUAAAGCUGUUGUUUUGAAUAACAAAAUACAAAACCAGUAAUGAGUCUGAAGCAAAUACAAAGUAGAGUAGUAGACUCUUUGUGUAAAGUGGCAGCACGUCCUCUCAGUGCCAGUUUACACUAAUGGAGGAUGCAGAUCACAGUCUAUGCAAUGAGGAAACCACUGUCAUCCAAAAUCUUUUGUAACUGAGAUAAGGUUGUUAUAGCAAGCCUUUAGGCAAGCAGUAUUAUGUCUUGACUGUUAGCUGGAAGCACUUGCAUUGUUUGUCAGUUCCUGUCUUUAGACCCAUGUAUUCCUUUUUUUAAUUACUACAUUCAGUAAUUUGGGUUUUUUUUUUACUUGGACAAAAUCAAUCCUGCCACCCAGUAACAUAGAUGGACGUUUUAACAAGAUAUGCCUAGUAUGCAUUGUAGACUGAAAGAAUGUAAUAUUUAUUUAUACGUUAUACGAAUUGUAAUUAAA